ACAUCUAAAAUUUGGACCGGCCAUGCAUUGGGUUGCGUCGGACUUACCGAUCGAAGUUCUCCACCGGACGGAAAAAGGAAAAAAAAACCUUUUCAAAAUCUGCAGUUCAAGGGCGGAUAUAAAGGGCGUGUACAUCUUUUUGGCGCGAACUAAGCGAAGCACGGGGGAACAAAAGGGCGGGAAAGCAGUAGAAGUCAGAAGAGAUUCCUACCGCCCAGCGUCCAAAUCCAUCCAUCGAGAAGAGACGAGAAGAGAGGAGGAUGCAGAUCCAGGUCCGGUGCGGGUGCGGCGAGGCGGCGUGCCCGGAGUGGACGGUGGUGGAAGUGCAGGGCGUGCUUCAGCCGCAGCCCUGCUUCUCCGGCCGCAUCCAGGGACUCCACAUCGGCCGCCUCUGCACCUCAUCCCCAUCUUCCUCUUCCAAUUCCAAGCAGGGCGGCUACACCUUCACCGUGGGAUACCAUGAGCUCACCGGGACAAAGGUGACUCUCAAGAAGCCCCUGCUGGUGCUGAGGAAGAAGAAGAAGAAGAACGCCGCUGAGGAGGUGGAGCUGGAUGUCAUCGGUGUCAUCCGGCACAAGAUCCUCUUCAAGGACCGCCCCAAGGCCCUCAUCUCAAAGCCGCCGCCCAAGGAGAAGAAGGCCCUGUCCGUGCCCGCGGUGACGACCCCAUCUUCCCCUUCCUGAAGAAUCUCCGUCUUCUUUUUGUGCUGGUGAAAAAAUGACCAUGUAGUAUUGAAUCCAUGUUGAUGUUCUCUUCUGUUUUGGUGUGCUCCCGUUUGCUUGGGUGGUCGACACUUUGUGCCAUUCUCUUUACUACCUUUUGGUUCCUAUGAUAGCAAAUUAAUCUUAUCUUAUUUUCUUGAAGAUCAUUUGUUUACUUCCAUUUGGAAAUUGGAAUACAGCUUGCUUGUUUGUAGUAGCUGGCAAUGCCAUUGGUGAAAUGCCUUCCGUUGUUUCUGUUGUUCAGGAAAUAAGAAUUCGUAGUUUACAAGCUCAAAGGAGGUGGGCAAGAUGAUCCAAACUUGAUAGCCACAUAGGAUUUCUAUAAUGCCAAGAUUCGGCUUGGUUUCCACGAGCCAAAUCUUCUUCUUGGAAGAAAAUAGAAUCAGAAAUCUGAUGGCCAGCUCUUAUCUCAAAUCUGCGCCCAAUAAAAAAACUUCAUGCCAACGUGACUGAAGUCAAGAAAACGACAUCUGAUCAUACCAACAAAACAGCCAGCCAGAAUUAAUAUGGACCACAGGAUCCACGUCAGUAACCAUUCUCAUGUCGUAACGCACUUCUGAGCAGAAACAUUUUGCUGAGGCUCAAACAGAAAAGAUCAACUAAUCCCCACCACAUAUUUCCAGUAUUUACAGCCAAAUGAUCUUCAACUGAUAGGAACUUUUCCGGAGCUAUCCUACAUUCGACCUGUUCUGGCUUUCGCAUCUGCCGCAGGAUCAGCAACAAGGUAUGAUGAAUGGCGGCGACUUCCCCUGCCACGGGAACCAGGUUUCCACCCUGGUGAUCUUCCAUUCACGCCACCGCCAAAUAGGGCUGUUCAGUGGUUCCCAGAUCCAUCUGUACUAUGAAAUAGUUUCACCAUCUAGUUUUGCUUUGCAUGCUAAUAUGAUUCUUGCAUAUAUACAUUCAUUUACAAUAUGAUUUUUGCAUGUCGCAGACUAUAAUCAGCACUAUUCUUGCUCGGGGUGCGGGACAUCUUCGAGCAAACGACAAGUGAGGUCGUGAAUGAUGAAGGUGGUGAGUUAUGGACGUGUAAUAUUGCCUUUGACAUCCCUAUCAGGUAUUGACCAGAGCAGAGCCAUGACAUCAUGCAGAGGGGACGACAAUCGCCGAACUGGAGAGGCGCUGAAUUCAAUACUGUGCUGCACUGUUUACAGUGAGGAGUGAGAAGAAGAUAGACCACCCCAUUCCUCAAACCAAACACACCCUAAAAAACCACACAGCCCAUGAUAUUGAGGAAAACAAACAACAGUUUAUAGAAUAGAACAGUACUAUUAAAAACAUCUACUGAUAAAUAUCCUUCCGUGUGGUUUACAAACACUUGCAUGACCAUCUCCAAAUAAAAACAUGCAGGUUGCAUUUUUUUUCC
This is a messenger RNA of Brachypodium distachyon (stiff brome), 2088 nucleotides long. RefSeq lists its product as uncharacterized. Gene Ontology annotation, cellular component: Ctf18 RFC-like complex. The coding region runs from base 261 to 683 and encodes 140 amino acids. The transcript is spliced from 5 exons. The record is from RefSeq and is a predicted model, not a curated record. Lineage: Eukaryota; Viridiplantae; Streptophyta; Magnoliopsida; Poales; Poaceae. Gene Ontology annotation, biological process: mitotic sister chromatid cohesion.